AUGAUAAAGUGUCAGUNUGGAGAAUGGGUAUGUAUUGCUGUGACUAUACUGGAGAAUGGGUUGAGCAUCAUUGCCUUUCAAGACCUUGCAGAUUCUCAAGCUCUGAACAAGAUCUGCGAGGAGCUCAACACACCGCUGAUACCUCACGUCAAGAAGUGGACAGGACAUAGGGGACAGUGGCGCUAUCUGAUGUCACAUAACUCAGGACAGGAUGAAGAGUACCUGGGCUUUAUAUAUGAUGCUAGUCAAGAGAUUGAGGUAGUCAGAUCCUCACUCGUGCAAACUGGAAACUCUGCGACCUGCCCAUUCAUGGUACAUUUUAAGGUAAAGCAGCACCCCCUGGUGUCCGUUAAUGUCCACAACCCCUGCUCAACAGACCAGACGAGAUUACACUCUGAGAUUAUGUCUACUUUGCCAUCUAUCCUGGAAACACUGGAACAAAAGUCCCCUGGAACAAAGGAUGUCAUAAUACUGGGGAAUUUUAAUCUGGGACCUGGUGCUAAAGAAUUCUCCUUGUUAAAAGACAAUGGAUAUGUCCACACAGUGGCAGAGGGGUGCUUUACUGAUAUCAGCCUGGAGAACAUGACAGGUGCUGCCACCUGUGACAACAUCUGGCUCAGCAAGCAGGCACAGGCUGGCUACACAGGUCACUCUAAGGUGGUCAGAGAGGGUUUGACCAGUGUGUGGAUCCCCAAUGGCUGGGCCUGGGGCGGUCUUGCCACUGACCACUGUCCAGUCUGGGCAGAAUUUUAUACAGACAGUAGUGUGGGUCUGGAAGAUGUAGAUUUGAUAGAGAGAUGAUGAUGAUGAGGAGGAAGAGGAGGAGGAUCAUGAGGAGGAGGAGGAGGAUCAUGAGGAAGAGGAGGAGGAUCAUGAGGAGGAGGAGGAGGAUCAUGAGGAUGGCCAGUCACCAAAAGAUUUUCAAUGACAACAGCCCAUUAAAGGCUGAAUUUCACAUGGACAGAAGAGUUGGACUUUGAGGAUCCAAAACUGAUAACCACUGACCGAUCAAGGUUGAGUUCUAUGUGGACAGAAAAACUGGACUUUCAGGAUCCAAAAUUGCUGGUUGCUGUAAAAUUGUCGCCAACUACUGUCCAAUAUUAGAUUUGGAAUUUACAACCUUGGACCUUGAAGUUUUAGAUGGCAGAAAUAUAUUUUGCACAGAAAUGUAGUUUUUAGUUUGACUGACUGUAUCGCUGUAUUUGGCCUCUAAAACUAUAUAUGAAAAGAGAGAUGUUGGAGUCAUACUAGUGCCAUUUUGGUUUUAAACAGAAGACACUCUUUUCACAAAAUUCUGUCAUGAUUUCUUCAAAAAUUGAGCAAAUAAACCAAACAAAUGGUCGAUAAAAUAUUAUUUCGGGCACUUGUUGAAAUUUUGGUACAAAAUAAUGGUAUGAGCCUGGAGACCAAUUUAAAAGACACUUGUUAGAUACAACAUACAUUUAACAUUACUUGAACUGUUCUAUACUUAAAAGCAACAGUGGUAGAUUUAGCAGCACAGUAAGUAAAAACUUAUUUAUUUCAAACAAAACUCACUUUAAAGAUACAUUUCUUCUAGGCAAAAUUUUCUUAGUAAUUCAGAAAAAAUGCUGAAUCAUAAUUUCUGAAAGUGUGUAUGAUUUUGUGAGUAACAAAGAGGUCAAAUAACGGAAAGCUAAAGCACUGGAGUUCGUGUAAAAUUUGGAUUUAAAUUCCAUGUACGUCUUGGUUAACAUGCAGUUGAAAGGCUAAAUACCAGACUAGGUUUGAAUUCAGGAGGUCAGUGUUUGUGAAGGAUUGUACUUAUAUAUUAGAUUUAAAUUUGCUAGUGGCCCAUGUCAGGAAGUCACUGUUAGUUAAAGAUAGAAGUCUAGUAUUUAGAUAGCCAUUUGCUAGAAUUACCCGUGCAAUGAGAAGCCAUAAGCUAAGGAAGCUGGACCCUGGUCAUCUAUAUCUGUCAGUAUGCCAUGGGACUUAUUGUCAAGUGCUAAGUGAAAAGUAAUGUCAGGGAAUUUUAUCUACAGUGCGCAACUAGGGUCUGAAGAAUGUUUUUUUUAUGAAGGCCAGUGUUUCUUUAAUAAGCUUUGGAAUAACACUAAUUUAAUUGCCUGUGAAGAAAAAAGCCAGAAAGAGUUGUUUCUUAAUGAAGUUUCUCUUAUUGUAUGGUUGAAUCCCAUUUGUCUUUGUGCAACUAUGUGAUUAUUUGCCCACCUUUAAAACUUCAUUGCAGAAAGCAAUAUUGAAGUCAUCAGCAAUACUCAUUAGAUUAACUGGUACAGCACAGUUAUUGAGAGAAGCUGGGAGAGUGAGUAAAAAAAAAUAUCUACUGUUGUUCAUGCUGCACCAUGCUACUCGUGUAUUAGAAAACUUUUUGACAUAACAUACCAUGAUGGUAUGUUUAGUUUGAUCAUUAUACAUAAUUUAAUACAAAGAUAAAGAAAACAUUUGUGUAUGUGUUUGUUCAACACCCACCAUGCUUUUAGUGCCUUUGCAUGAUUUACUUUUUUUGCAACAAUUCUGAAGAUUUUUAUCCAUUUUCUUGCUGAACUUUGAUCUGUAUUGAUUGAAAAACAAAUGGCAUGGGUCCACUCUGUAGGAAACUCAAAAUAUUAUGAUAUUUAAAAUAAGGUAUAUUUUUAAUUUUUGUAGAAAAUGAUGGAUCUGACAUGUUUGUUGAUUAGUUCCAUGUAGCUUUGUAUCUUAAUGAGAAUUAUACACGUAUAAAGCACAAUUAUUGGUCGUAUAUUGUUAUUAUUUAUCAAUUUAAGCAACAACAAUGCAACUUUGUUCAAACUAGAUACCUUCAGAAUCAACAUAUUCACACUGGAAUAGGUUUUU
Lingula anatina is the source of this 2817-nucleotide messenger RNA. RefSeq names its product endonuclease/exonuclease/phosphatase family domain-containing protein 1. Gene Ontology annotation, biological process: DNA repair. Gene Ontology annotation, molecular function: DNA binding. The record is from RefSeq and is a predicted model, not a curated record. NCBI's taxonomy places the organism in Eukaryota, Metazoa, Brachiopoda, Lingulata, Lingulida, Lingulidae.